AUGAGGGAGAUUGAGACGUUUCCCGAUGAAACGAGGUCGGAAUCACGUUUAAGGGGUCGAAAAGGUAAGCGCAAAAACUGUGCGAAUGUCACCUGCGAUGUGUUUAGAAUCGAGGAAGACUUUGGACGAGCCAGAGUUCAUGGUCAGUUUGGGAAUCCUGAAUUAGUGCAACAGGCAAUAGACGGUAGCCCAGUUGAUUGCAUCCAUUGGACUUCUGCAGCACAAAUAUCGUUGCUUGAAGAUGAAAUGCGCAGGGUCGAAAGAGUUUAUGUAGCAUUGAUGCUUUCCGGAAUGGGAUCUUCAUCAGAUGUAUUCAGAAUGGCAAGUUCUCGAUGGGAAAAGAGACGGGCAAAAGUUUUGGAACAAGCUAAAGUAAGGAUGAUGCAGCAGAAAGAUGGAGGUAAAACUGAUUCAUACUGGACCAACCUUUGGGGCAAGCCUAAAGAAUACAAUAAAUCAGAGGAGGAAGUGAAAGAGAAGGCAAGAAGAGCUGCAGGAAGAUGGAGGGAGCAUUCAAAAAGGGGUGUGGAUAAGGCUCCCUCUAUUAAACUUCCAGAGGCUCUCGCCAACAAAGAUAAUUAAUUUACCCCACCACUAAUCUAUUUUUACCUUUACUAAAGCUCAAAAAUCAAAUUUGUUUACUGUCUACCAUGCACUAGGUUUCCAUAGUA
Messenger RNA from Hibiscus syriacus, 671 nucleotides. RefSeq lists its product as uncharacterized. The record is from RefSeq and is a predicted model, not a curated record. Bases 1 to 582 code for a protein of 193 amino acids. Lineage: Eukaryota; Viridiplantae; Streptophyta; Magnoliopsida; Malvales; Malvaceae. The transcript is spliced from 6 exons.